AGUGAAAAGUUUUAUAUGACUAUCUCUUUCUAUUUAACAUCAAUAGAAAGAGAUAUUUUUCAUUUUUCACGUUUCCACCCUAGGGGAGAAGAUUCGUGAUUGACCCCCUGGUUCUUAUGGAAAAACGACACGUUGAUUGGUUCCGCGUCGCUUCUUGCCGCGCGGCAAGCGUUUCCGCGUCCUGUGGGCCAUCAUAACCUUUAACCUGGGUCCGUCCGGUCCGGGUCUAAUGCGGUCAGUAUAGGACUCGAUGGUGAUCAGUGUAAAUGUAAUGUAGUCAUAACCGUUAUAUAGAAGAGUUAAAAGAUUGAGAUUGUGGACUGAUUGUGAGAAAUAUGAAAAUUGAUUAAAAUACGUCCUGCAUGUCUUGAUAAGAGGAUAAAAGUUAAAACAGUGAGAUUAUGACGUGAAGAAUAUGGAAUGGAUUAAAUCAUUGACACAAUAAACUUUCGAUAUUAGUUAUUCAGAGGAUACUAGAAUAACAGUUCUCAAAGAAUAUAUAUUAAGAACAAGAAUAAGAAGGCAAUAACUUAACUGUUCACACCGUCUGAUGGAAUUUUCAAAAAGAAAAGUCAUUGCAUGAUAUACUAUGCUACAUAAAUAACCUUGAAGUGUGGGAUUAAACUACUACGUUAAUCUGUGGAAAAAAUAGUUGUUGUACAUUUUGAAACAUACUCUCAACGAAAAUGGUUGGAUUUUGUCAUGUUUGCAAAAUAGCACCAGCAGAGACGAGAACUGAUAUAUCCGUUCAUCGGAUACCGAAAGAUAAGAGAACUAGAGCAAAUUGGGUUGCAUUUAUCGGCCAUGAAGCAGGUCUGAAUGCUGGAAUUUGUAGCAGACAUUUUAAACAAUCUGAUUUUAUUUACAAAAUAUAUGGACAACGUGUUAGAAGAUUUCUUAAACCAGGAUCUUGUCCAUUACCGCGUUCACAAAAUACUAGAAAAAAUGUUAAACUCACUGGAAACACUAAAAAUUGCACACCAUUGAGAGCUGAAAUUGACACUAAUCUGGAAACAGAUGUAACGAUAAAAAGAGAAAUACAAACGUGCAUUAUGGAUGAAACUGUAGUAAAUACAGAGGAUUCAAUGGAUAUUCAAUUAAAAAGAGAGACUGAUGAUCCCUUAGCCAUUACGGGAGAUGAUACAAGUUUAGAUGAAACAAUGAUAAAUAUAAAUUCGAUAGAUAUACAAAGAGAAACUGAUGAUCCUUUAGCCACUAUAGAAUAUAACACUAAUCUGGAAACAAGUGUACUAUUAGAAAAUGAAAUACAGGAAUCCAUAAAUAUAGAUGAAACAGCUAUAAAUAUAAAUUCAAAAAAAGAUAACCAACUGAAAAGAAAAACAGAUGAUUCCUUGGCCAGUAGGAAACGCUUUUACAAUCCAAAAUACAUUGAUGAUCUAUGUCGAGAAGAUUUUACUUCAGAUGAAUCUUGGUGUUUGUUCAAAGAUUAUUCAAAAGAAACAAAAAUGAAAAUAAGAUCAUUGAAGAAAGUAAUUGUACAUUUAAAUAAAAGGAUCAAUAGCCUGCAAGAGAAGAAAAACAUGCAACAAUUAAAAAAAUUAUGGACAAAUUUGAAGCAAGCACAAAAAGGCUUAAUAAAGGAAAGACAAGUACGGUUUGGCACUGGAGGAAGACCAGAAGUUUCACAGGAAAUCGAUGCUGAUGUGGCAGCAAUAGCACCAAACUUAAUGGCUACAGCCCCUAUAUUAUUUGCAUCGAACAUGAACAAGGAUGAAGUAAAACGUCAUAAUGAAGGUAAAAACAGCGAAGUACGUAUGGAACUUGCAGAAGACGAACAAACAAUAGAAACUACAAACACUGAUUUGUUAUAUGAAGAAGGGAAAUCAGAAGCAGCAAAUAUCAAAUUAUUAUCUGAAGUUUGUGCAUCAUCUGUUAAAAAAGUGGCAUUAGAUACAGUAACAAUAAAAGGAAACACAAAAGAUAUAAAACAUAAAUUGUGCAUUGAUACAGAAGGAGAUUUAAAGAUACAAAGGUUAAAAAAUAUUAUAGAACAGGAAGAGGAAUUAGCCAAAUUUAAAUUAGAAUCCGAAAAGAGAAUGGCUACAAUUAAAGAAGCUCAUUUACAAGAUAUAAAUCAACUAGAAAUGAGAACAAUUUUGGCAAAAGUCAAAUUGGCCGAGCUAUUAUUUAAGAAGGAAGAGGUUGAAGAAAAGUAAUUUUAAAUAUAAGUUAAAAAUAUCAAGAGACAGGGGGAGUAAUCUCGCGCCAAGUAUACGCGAAAUGAGACCGCAGCAUGUAUCUUUACGCGAUUAAAUUGUAUGUAACACAACUACGUAAAAAGUAACAUUUACUAUACUCCGUCCAACGAGAGAUUGAGAGUGGUUCUUGUGCAUAGGCGGGCCAAGUUCCUAUAGAGUGUGGCGUACCGUAAAUAAUUAUAAAUAGAUGUUCUCUGGGCGGAGACCUGCGCGAGACGGACGAGUUUUCGUCCGAUCUACUCUCAAUCUUUCGUUGUGGGCCGAGUAUAAAUAUUAAUUUUAAUAAUAUAACGUAUUUAAUAAGUAAUAAAUAAAAUAAUGUAAAAUAUAAUAAUAAAAUAAGUAUAUAGUUAACUUUAUUUUUUCCCGUGGGGGUAACAGACUUCCGUUUCCAUACAAACAUCAAACAUAUAUGUACACAAUGUACGAUAAGUACACAAGCAACAUAUAGACAUUUAUUUUAUACAUUAAGGCCAUAUACAUCGACCAUAUUUUACUAUAUUGCCUAUCUUAUAAAAUAAG
Temnothorax curvispinosus is the source of this 2741-nucleotide messenger RNA. RefSeq lists its product as uncharacterized. The record is from RefSeq and is a predicted model, not a curated record. The transcript is spliced from 9 exons. Lineage: Eukaryota; Metazoa; Arthropoda; Insecta; Hymenoptera; Formicidae. The coding region runs from base 687 to 2177 and encodes 496 amino acids.